Thelazia callipaeda (thelaziosis nematode) is the source of this 528-nucleotide messenger RNA. The record is from the annotation of a GenBank genome assembly. Lineage: Eukaryota; Metazoa; Nematoda; Chromadorea; Rhabditida; Thelaziidae.
AUGAGCAUUCCGUCGGAUCGGCAUGCAGCUGCAGUUAGUCGCUUACAAGACCUUGAAGAAGAAUUACGAGAUGCUGGGGCGAUAUGUCCUCCUGACACAGCUGUUUCAGAUGUUGUUGCUAACGCACUGGCCACAGCAUCUCCAAAUUCUGAUAUUCAGAUUCGUGUUAAUUCAUCUCGGCAGGUCACCACCACAAAGUCGGUUUUUGAAACGGAAACUCCGGGAAUGACAGGUGCAUCAGCUGUACCUCCGCUUUCAACGGAGUUGGAUGCUUCAACAGAGUUAAAAUUCUUAAUUACUGAUUCAUUUUACUUUGAAGUAACCGAUCAGAAACAUGAAAGUGUUGCUGAAGGCUUUGCAAGUGAUGAUGGCUCUGUCGUUGUGUCCAAAAAAAUGACGCGUAUUGUGACUACAACGAAAACAAUCCCAGGAGAGAAGAAUGAAUCAAAUGCUGGCAGCGUAAAUCCCCGUGCCAAGCCAAUAGUUAUUGCUGAGCAGCAGCAUCGAGAAAUGGAUCAUAGCUGCUGA